UCCCCACCGGCUGCCCCAGGCGCUUUGCUGCCGUAGCGCUCGGCGCUUGCCGCCAUUAGGCAGCGCGGCGGGGCGGGCUCCGCGCUACUGCCGGCGGCCAUGCGGAGGGUCAACAGCUGUCUGUCUGCUGAUGAUGUCCUCCUGGAGGAUUUGGAGACAGAAGGAGAAAGGCAGCUGAAGAGCCUCCUUCACCAUCAGCUUGACACCACUGUCUCCAUUGAACAGUGCAAGUCCAAGCGACGAUGUUUUGCCCCUGCAGCUUUCUACAAACCCUUUGGAGAGGAGGCGGCAGGUGCUCUAACUUUAUCACAGUUCCAGGCACUGCAGGAGAAUGACAAAGAAACAGCUUCUCUCCGGGAACUGGGGCUCUCAGACUCAGAGAUCCUACUCUGGAAGAACCAGACUUCAGCACAGAAGGGCUCUGGUUUGGGGGCAGCCCCCGAGGCCACGCAGCAUCGGCUGCAGGCCAUCCAGGAGAAGAUCACAGAACGCCAGCACAUCCUCUCCCUGCCACAGAGAUUUGCCGGCAGCAAACAGCUGAGCCGGCGGGAGAUGGAAAUCGAGAAUGCACUCUUCCAGGGGACAGACCGUCAUUCCUUCCUGAGGGCACUCUAUCACCAAGAUGAAGCUCAGAAGAGGUUGGCAAGUGAGAAGGACCCAAUGGGUAACCUGGAGACUGUUUAUCAAGAAAUGCUAAGCAAACAGUUACCUGAAGAAUGUCCAUGUGUAGAGGGUGAUCCAUGCUGGCCUUGCUCCCUGGCCCUAACUGGACCUGUGAAUAAAGAAACAAGGCUACUUUCCAACCAGGAAAAGAAGGUAGAACACGAUGGAGAUCCCAUUGUCCCUGCACCAAAGCCUGUGGAAUCUGAAGCCCAACAGCCCACCCCAAACCCCGUGGCUAUAAAGGAGUCUGUGGAUUUCAUUCCAGAAGAGGAGAUCCAGAAGAACCGUCUCUCAGAGGAGGAAAUCCAGAACAUUCCCCGGUUUGCCUCAUACAGUCCAGGAAAGCCAAGCAAGGUGCUGUAUCUGAAGAACCUAAGUCCCCGGGUGACAGUGAGGGAGCUGGUUUCCUUAUUUGCUCGAUUCCAGGAGAAGGACAGGCCACCAAUUCAGUUCCGCCUGCUGAAUGGCCGCAUGAGGGGCCAAGCCUUCAUCACCUUCUCCAGUGUGGAGGUUGCCCAGAAGGCUUUGCUGCUGGUGAAUGGAUAUAACUUGCAGGGGAAACCAUUGGUGAUUGAGUUUGGGAAGAACAAGGGGCAGUCAAGUUCUGACUCUGCCUCCCCCAGUUGCGGUGCUGUAAACAGUGUGGGUAGCUCCACUACCAAGUAGGAGACAAAUACUACACAGGGUCUCCUAGACUGUGGUAACUCCCCUGUCAGAACUGGACCAGCAAAGGACUAUCCCUGUAUAAAUCUCAAGGUCAGACAGGAGAGACUUGGGGGCUAAGCUCCUUUCAGGGAAGUGCUGAAGAAAGGUAGAAAGUCCCAUCAUGUGCUGAGGGGGCUACCAGGAUGGUAGGAAUGGAACCAGCCUCUCCUAGCACGGAGCACAUUGGCAUGGGGUCCAUAUUUUGACUGUUUGGUUUGAAGGAGUCUGAGGAUCUUACGUUGAUGUGCAUUGCUCGGGCACUGUGCAAAGUGUUCCCAGGGGUGAUACUGGGCUGUAUUUGUUUCUGUCCAGAUUAUAAACAGGCAACUUUAGCACUGUUUGGAGAGGAUGCCUAUAUCCCACCACAUUCAGGUAUGUGUUAAUUUUUCCCUCCUGUGUUAUGCCUAUAUACUGGUUCCAUUAUCCAAAUACCUUCUAUUUAGGAGGAGGGAAAUGUGUUUUAUAAAUAUAUUUUCCCAGGAGAUGUCCUUCUGUCAUAGAUGAUUAUGUGCCUCUAUAAUUAGAGAGCUGCACUUGUUAUCUUCCCUGCUCUGAGGAAACCAAUUUGGAGAUGACAGGAGCCCUCAGCGUAGAGUCGGUUCUCAAGGCCCAGAUGUUAUCCUUUGCAACUAACAGGUGCUGAUAACAGAUCUCAGUGCAAUGUGCCUCUCUUUACCUCCCUUUCAGGAGUCCCAGUUGCCACAUAGAGUAGAACAGCAGUGGCAAAAGUGUCCCCACUCCAUUUGCUGUUUUCCACAAUGUGUUUAACUGCAAAGUGCCAUAGUAGUAGGAUUUUUUUCCCCACUGGUAUGUCUUCCUGACCACUCACUCUUGUACCGCAAAUAAUAUCCUGAAGCAUGAAGACUGGUACUUCUUGUGAUUGUUCCCAGCUAGUACCUGUGCAGGUGCAGUAGUUGAUAUAAAUACCUUGUUGCUUUCUAAAAAUGAUGCCAUUUCCUUUUGUAAUGUCUGCCUCCAUCAUUAAAUAUGGUAGGAUAAUGUCAUGCUUCUUUUGCACCAUCCUAGCUGUGCCUGGAGAGUCGCAGCUGAAAUCUUCUUGCCUGGUGAUUGAAGGAACCAACACCUUAUUAAUAAAGUGAGCUGCAGAAACUGCCACUCUUACGAAGAGCACCAAUUCCCAACACCGGCUGGGUCUCUUCUCAAGCAGCCAGUCAGGAGUCCAGCUGUCUGCAGCUUUUUAAUUCCCUUGUUAGUUUUUUUCCUUGGCUGUCAGUUUGACUCUUUUGGCCAUUGUCUUCCUUGUCAGCUUGUAUUAGCCUUGUACCAUGUGAGUACAAAUGUUGAAUGGAGGAUUGUGUGGUGCUUAGGGGAAAUUUGGAACAACACAAAGGCACGACAUGCAAGUAUUGUUAUUUCCCCCAGUCCUAAAGGAUGCUCUGCAAGCUGCCUCGUGGCCUCUGCCUUGGCAGACUUUGUUUCUUCCCACUUAAAAUACUUCAUUCUCCCAGACAGCAACUUAUUGGGCAAAAUAUCUCAGGACCAUUCUAGAAUGCUACAGACACUUGAGGCCUCAAUAUGUGUUCACCCUGUCCUGUUGGGUUCCUGUUGCUACAGAACAUUUGCGUGUCACCAAAAGGUGUGGUUCUGAGGGUUACUGCAGACUGACUUGAUUGAAGCAAAUGGCAUGGGGAGUGAGAAGAUGGAACCUCACAGGAGGUUGGGGAGGUUUGGGGAGCUAGAGGUGUAUCUGGAUUGUCCACUUUUGUUUCCUUUUGUCAAUAAACCUUUUAGUGUUUUCAUGCCCAU
Alligator mississippiensis (American alligator) is the source of this 3135-nucleotide messenger RNA. It is a transcript of the gene RBM41, whose product is annotated as RNA binding motif protein 41. Gene Ontology annotation, cellular component: U12-type spliceosomal complex. Gene Ontology annotation, biological process: mRNA splicing, via spliceosome. The record is from RefSeq and is a predicted model, not a curated record. Lineage: Eukaryota; Metazoa; Chordata; Crocodylia; Alligatoridae. The transcript is spliced from 7 exons. The coding region runs from base 100 to 1329 and encodes 409 amino acids. Gene Ontology annotation, molecular function: pre-mRNA intronic binding; U12 snRNA binding.